Molecule: messenger RNA, 384 nt
Organism: Drosophila willistoni
Lineage: Eukaryota; Metazoa; Arthropoda; Insecta; Diptera; Drosophilidae
Product: cell wall integrity and stress response component 2
Exons: 1
Coding region: 1-384 (127 amino acids)
Source: RefSeq, a predicted model, not a curated record
AUGCGUUUCACUUCUCUUGUGGCAUUUGCCAUUGUGGGCCUUGUCCUGCUCACUUGGCAGGAUAAUAGCAAUACUGCCUUGGCCACUACCACCAACUCGACGACUACAUCUAGCAGCAAUUCCACUUCAAGUUCCGAUAAUACGACAACCACCACCACAACAACAACAACAACAACCACGACAACUACCACCGAAUCUUCAGAUGACGACACAACUGAAUCCAGCUCUUCAUCUUCAUCCUCAUCGUCCUCCAAGAAGAAGCGUGAGAGACGUCGUCGUCGUCGUUUGGCCAGGAGGAGGCGCCAGAGGCGCCGCGAAAGACGUGCCGAACGUCGGGCUGAGCGUAAAGCCGAAAGGAAAGCCGAAAAACGUCGUCGCGGUUAA